AUGUCAUCGACAGCAAUAGAGAUCACUGCGAAGCAACCGGACAUCCAGUAUGCGCCUGAUUUCGAGAAGUAUCAGGCCAGAGGCAAACUUCGACUUCAGAGUGAGACCCUACCCAAGACGGUCCCGGAUGGGUUUCCCGAGAAACUCUCUGGCGACAUGGUCUGGGAUGGCAAAGACUUGAAGGAUAGAUACAAUUGGACAUACGAGCUGAGCGACGCCGAGAUCGAAGAAAUCGAAGGCGGCCUCGCCCACUUCAAAUCUCUCUCCCGUGAACUUCACCAGGGUCACGGCUUCUUCAUCCUCCGUGGCCUGCCCGUCGACAAACACACUCGCGCCGACAACAUUGCCAUAUACGCCGGCAUCUCCUCGCACGUAGCCCCUCAACGCGGUCGGCAGGAUAGUCAAUACCUCGGCAAGCCUGCGGACAUGAUGCUCAACCACGUCAAAGACCUGACUUACACGUCACAGUCCUCCUCCGUCGGCUCGCCCGCGUACACCGCCGACAAGCAAGUCUUCCACACCGACUCCGGCGACGUCGUCUCCCUCUUCUGCCUCAGCGAAGCCGCCGAGGGCGGCACCUCCCGUCUGGCCAGCACCUGGCGCGUCUACAACGAAUUAGCCGCCACGCGGCCGGACCUGAUCCACACGCUGUCCGCGCCGUGGCCGCUCGAGAACUUUGGCAACACACACGAACCGUACACUUCGCGGCCGCUGCUGUACCACCAGCCGGCGACAGCAGACGCGCCGGCGCGGGUCCUGCUGCAAUACGCGCGGCGCUACUUCACGGGCUUCGGCGCGCUGCCGCGCAGCACGGCGAUCCCCCCCAUCAGCGAGGCGCAGGCCGAGGCGCUGGACGCGCUGCACUUCCUGGGCGAGCGGUUCAACGUCGGGCUGGAGUUCAAGAAGGGGGAUGUGCAGUACGUGAACAACCUAGCUGUGUUUCAUGCGCGGGACGGGUUCACGGAUGAGGAGGGCAGGAGGAGGCAUCUGGUGCGGCUGUGGCUGAGAGAUCCGGAAUAUGCUUGGGACACGCCGCGGGAGUUGGAGGGGAAGUGGAGGGCUUUGUAUGAGGGAGUGGGUGCGGAGAGGGAGGUGUUCCCUUUGGAACCGACGGUUAGAGGAGAGAGUAGAGGUGGCACAUGA
Messenger RNA from Cyphellophora europaea CBS 101466, 1143 nucleotides. RefSeq lists its product as uncharacterized. The coding region runs from base 1 to 1143 and encodes 380 amino acids. Gene Ontology annotation, molecular function: oxidoreductase activity. The transcript has 2 exons. The record is from RefSeq and is a predicted model, not a curated record. NCBI's taxonomy places the organism in Eukaryota, Fungi, Ascomycota, Eurotiomycetes, Chaetothyriales, Cyphellophoraceae.